UGGAGGUGGCGGCGGUGGCGGGGCACGUGAGCGGCCCGUUACGUCAUCGCGGGCUCGCGACACCAACAUGGCGGCGGCGACGACGGGCGGCGGCGGGAAGAUUGUGUAUGAACAGGACGGGGUGUUUAUUCAUUCAUCUUGCGGGAAGAUCAACGAUCAGGACAGUUUGAUUGCAGGAAUACUGCGUGUCCUAGAAAAGGAUGCUGAAGUAAUAGUAGACUGGAGACCUUUGGACGACACUUUCGAUUCUUCCAAUAUCCUCUAUGCCGGAAAGGACUCCAGUUCGGUUGUGGAAUGGAUCCCGACCCCCAGGGAGAAAGCCCGGCGAGGGUCAGAGCAUCAGACCGGUUACGAAGCCGAAUGGGACAUGGUCAACACCGUUUCUUUUAAAAAGAAACCCUAUACUAAUGGAGAUGCUUCGAGCCACACGAAUGGGAAAAGCAAAUGGUCAUUCCUCUUCAGUUUGACAGACCUGAAGUCGAUCAAGCAAAACAAAGAGGGCAUGGGGUGGUCCUACGUGGUGUUUUGCCUGAAGGACGACGUCAUGCUUCCCGCCCUUCACUUUCAUCACGGAGACAGCAAACUCCUGAUCGAGGCGCUUAAAAAAUACGUGGUGGUGUGCGAAUCUUCCCAGGACAAAAGAAUUCUUCUUGUGAAUUUCCAUAAUAAAAGUCUUUCACAGUCUUUUGAAAAUCUCCUCGAUGAACCGGCGUAUGGCUUAAUACAAGCAGGACUGCUAGACAGAAGAAAGCUGGUUUGGGCCUGGCACCACUGGCAAAAAAUAAAGAAGGAUCCCUACACAGCCACUCUGGUAGGAUUUUCCAGAGUCACAAACUACAUUUUCGACAGCUGGAGGGGCAGUGACCCUUCGGCUCAUCACCGGCCGCCGUCAGAAAUGGCAGAUUUCCUGAGCGAUGGCAUUCCGGGCCUAAAGAUAAAUCAGCAGGAAGAACCGGGAUUUGAAGUCAUCACAAGGAUCGAUCUGGGAGAACGGCCUGUGGUUCAAAGGAGAGACCCCGUGUCGUUUGAAGAAUGGAACAAGAGCGUGGAUUCGGAAGGAAGAAUCUUAAAUGUCCAAAGUAUGAAGGAGAAGAUUUUCCGAGGGGGCCUCUGCCAUGCAGUGAGAAAGCAAGCGUGGAAAUUUCUUCUGGGUUAUUUUCCCUGGGAUAGUACCAAGGAGGAACAGGCUAGCCUGCAGAAGAGAAAAACAGAUGAAUAUUUCAGGAUGAAACUACAGUGGAAGUCUAUCGGUGAGGAACAAGAAAAAAGAAAUUCGAGGCUACGCGAUUACAGGAGUCUAAUAGAAAAGGAUGUUUACCGAACGGACCGGACCAAUAAGUUCUAUGAAGGUCAAGAUAAUCCCGGACUGAUCCUGCUCCAUGAUAUUUUGAUGACCUACUGCAUGUACGAUUUCGAUUUGGGCUAUAUUCAAGGAAUGAGCGACUUGCUGUCCCCCGUUUUGUACGUAAUGGAGAAUGAAGUGGAUGCCUUUUGGUGUUUUGUAUCGUACAUGGAUCAAGUGCAUCAGAAUUUUGAAGAGCAGAUGCAAGGCAUGAAGACACAGCUUAUUCAACUGAGCGCUCUACUCCACUUUCUGGACAGUGGAUUUUGCAGUUACUUAGAAUCUCAAGACUCAGGAUACCUGUAUUUUUGCUUCCGGUGGCUCUUGAUCAGGUUCAAAAGAGAGUUUAGUUUUCCCGAUAUUCUUCGAUUAUGGGAGGUCAUGUGGACCGAGUUGCCCUGUCAGAAUUUUCACCUUCUCCUCUGUUGUGCUAUCCUGGAGUCCGAAAAGCAGCAGAUAAUGGAAAAACAUUUUGGCUUCAAUGAAAUACUCAAGCAUAUCAACGAGCUGUCCAUGAAAAUCGACGUGGAAGACGUACUGUGCAAGGCCGAAGCCAUUUCUCUACAGAUGGCGAAAUGCAAGGAAUUGCCUCAAUCCGUAUGUGAGAUCCUGGGUCUGCAGAACAGUGAGCUCGCCUCCCCAGAUCUGGACGCUGGAGACGAAAACGUUUCUCUGAUCAGGUGCCCACCGUCCACAUUGCAGAAUAGCUCCUUACCGGAAAUUGCGGCCAACGGAACGAGAGAUGACGGCGGCUCCCCGAAGGUAGCGACGCCACAGAGUGUCAACAGAUUAACACCCGCCUGACCGUCGUCCCCUAUUUACGAAGAGACACUCUGCUGCAGUUCUGUUUCACGUACUUGAAAGGUGCAUAUUUAAAAAUUCCGUGUUAAUUAUGCUUUAGGGUUUUUGGAAAGAGAGUGUAAUGUGCCGUUCUUGCAUUAAAGCUUUACAAAAAGAUUUAAGCUAAUUAUUUUUGUAGUUACUUCCCCCCGAUAGCCUUUUUUUUUUGAAUAACAUUCCUGAGUAUUUUUAUAGCCAAGUGCAUUUUGUUUUCUUGCCAAUGAACUGGAAAUAGGUAGCAGAAAGGGAUGAGUUGGAAAUUAUGCACUUUGAAUAUCUUUCACUUCGUUUACUCCAAGUGUCGCUGGCUCUGCGACUCGAUCCGAUUCAGAGUUGAGUUCAUGUCCGGCUCCCCGAGCUCUAAGGUCGCUUGUUUCCACGCGGAGCCUUCGGUAAAUGACAGGUCUGUUCGUUCUCAACUGUUUACAGAGACGCACCGCUUGGGUGUGCGUGCCGGUUGAGUGCGGCGGGGAAUCGGACGAUUUUAUCGGUCAAUCAGUGGUAUUUAUUGAGCGCUCACUGUGCGCAGAGCACCGUACCGCCUGCCCGGGAGAGGUCCCCCGACGGUCUGCGCUUCACCGAAGGGACAUAAACUCUAUUUUGUACGUGUAACAUCACUUGCUUAUAAAUAUUCCGGUCCUAUAUUUAUGAAGAUUGCGAGGACAGACGUUUUCUUUAUGAGAUUCACUGACCUUUGUUGUGAUUUGUACGAGGCAGUUUGACGAAAUAACACACAGCUUUAACGUGAGCUUUUUCAAAACUAUUUUCUUAACGGAGGAUUCAACUCAUGAAUGUAUGUUCCAUUCUAUAUCUGGUAUGAUUUUGAAAUGGAGAUUGCCGUGAUCUAACUUUACUAAACCGUUGAUUAUAUUUGCUAACGAUGUAUUAACCGACAGGACGUUUUUAUGAGACUUUGGUAACGCCUAAAAUUAUGUAGAAAAUCGCAGAGUAAUAAUCUCGUCUCACAAUAAUGCUAUUUUGUAUAGGGAAAAAGGUCGUGUUUGUUUAUAACCACACUCUGCUGCAUGACUCUUUCAAGUUAUGUAAAGCCGGCGUAACUGAUAACACUGCAUUAAUUGCUAUUUUUAACCUCCUGUAGAUAUUGAGAAAUAAACCUGACGUCGAUUUAGUGUUUUCAGUUAAAUCACACGUCGAGAGGGUAGUCGGCCUCUUAGUUUACGGGAGGCAGGCUCGAGAUCGGCCCGGGGCCUUCGGCCGGAAGGUUUUGAGUGACCGUGGAUCCGACGGAGAUCGCGGCCUUCGGACGGAAGAGAAGGUUUCGCCCCGGAGUGUUAUCUGUCCCGUCAGGGCAAGUUAUUAUAAUACGGUGCUGAAAUAUUUCAGUACCGCGUUUCAGAAAGUUUGGGGACUUGGUCAAACUCUCCCAGUUGAAUGUUAAUGCUGGAGCCCGGCCGCAGCGUUAGCGCUUUUAACUUUUAAUAAUACAUGUGCUAUCUCUUAUCAGUUAAUAAUGAAGAAGCCUAUUCAGUCAAAGUAAACCGAUCCGAAACUCAGCGUCUCCAGUCUUUCAUUUCCUGUUACUCAGGAAAUUACUCCGAAUAUCAUGAUGCCCUUCUGGUUCUUCCUGAACAUUAGUUUUUUUGUUCUUUGCGCACAUUUGGUAUCUACUCUAUUUUUUUUUCUUUAAUACGUUUCGUUGGCUGAACUUUUGUGAAAUGAAUGAGGCUUGUUUUAAUAUCAACCCGCUUGUUGGGGCGCAGAUGUCAUCUUUAUUUAAGAACAGGGACUACGUUUCUACCGUAUUCUCUAUAGCAACCAGACGGAAGUAAUGGGGCAGAGUCCACCGUCAACCCGCAGACGCCAGGACGGUCGGUGUCACGAUUCGGGAAUCGAGUUCCCCGUUUCUAGCCGUGAACUCAGAGCCUCUUUGGCCCCAAAUGGCCUCGCUCCAAAUGUUGGAUCGAGUAAUAUGCCGCAAAGAGAGGGCGAGUCUUCCCGACUCACCGGUCGUAGUGUCCAAGAACGGUGACACGCAGUUCGUUGAAGUUUCUGUUCUUGCCAUUUCUGGCCCGGGGAGAAGUUGAUUUAACUUCUGGUGACUGGAUCCCCAUUUAUUUUCUUAUUUUUUUUACACCUCAUAUUAAGAGAAGCAGGCUCCUCGAAUGGCUAGAGCACAGGCCUGGGAGGCAGAAGUCCUGGGUUCUAAUCCCGGCUCUGCCACUUGCCUGCCGAGUGCCCUCCGACUCAUUUCACCGACUCUGUUACCUUAUCUGUAAAAUGAGGAUGAAAUCUGCGAGCCCCGUGCGGGACGGGGACUGUGUCCGAUCUCGUCAUCUUCUCUCUACCCCCACGUGCUCAGUACGGUGCCUGGAACGUAGUAAGCGCCUAACAAAAGCCAUUAAAAAGAAAAAGAGAGUAGAUGUUCACAGGUGAGCGUUUGGCAUAUCGUGUCUACCCACUCUCUCGCACUCUUCCAAGCGCUCAGGACGGUUCUCAGGUUAGCGCUCAAAUACCAAGGGUGGAUUGAUUAAAAAGCUUGGAGCUUGAGCAAAGAGGAGAUUCCCGCUAAGCAGCGGAGUAUUUUAACCUUGGAAAUCUCUAAGGCGUAUUACAGAUAUCCUGACCCUCAACAAUUCUGUGUCAGUUCAGGGUCAGGGUCGCCAGAUAAGUGUUAUCGAAGACAUAAAUGAUGCGUCCGGGCUGGGCUCCUCCAGCUUUUGAGCUUCGCUAUCACUACAUCGCCAAAAGAUUAAAUACUAAUCGUGGACGACUUUUAAUCGCUCGAUUAUUUGGCGCAUCUGACUGGCGGGUGCUUCGGCGUUUCACCUUUCCCUCUCUUCGCGCAAAAAUGCCCCCUCCCCUGCGGCCUGUCAAGGUGUUGGCGUUGAUGAGCUUUGCUGUGGACCGUUAAUCACGUGCGUCAUUAGGUGGAAUCCUGCCAUCUUAAAAGUAUAUUUAAGCGCGGCUCGCUUUGGAUCUCUCUCGUGUCCCCCCCAACCCCGUUUUUCGUCCGGCCGAUUUUCCACAGGGUGCUCUCUCAAGCCAUCAUUCGUAACAGGCCGUUACAACGGGCGAAUUUCUUCGUGUGCCAUUCGAAUAGACUAAGGAAGUGAAACGAAAGGCUUAAAACAUUCCAAACGGUGUGUCUUGCCUUCGGUCUGAUCACCCGGUGAUCACUUAAUCUCUUAAGUAAAGCAAAGUGCUUAAAACAAUAAAAUAUUUAUUGAUAGAGGUAUAUUUUAAUAGUAGAAAAAUUCUCCUUUGUAGAAUUUCACUGCCCACACAGCGAAGAGGAGGUAACGAGAAACAGAUAUCGGUGGUUCGGGAAGAUUUUUAUUUAAGCGCGUCAGGUUCCUGGGAUUAAAACGAAUUUCUGGGACAGUAGCUCUCGUCGAUCAGAACACUCCCUUUCGAGGCGGUCUGUUUUGUCAUCUACCUCUCCGAGGCUGGAAUUUCAUUUCCUCGGUGAUAGGGGAGGUGAGGAAAUUAGCCGAUGUCAAACAUCGGGUGAGAAUGACAAGGUAGACCGUCUUUAUCUUCAACCGCGUCGUCAACUUAAAAUCUGUUUAACACGUGAAAGCGUGUCCUUCGUUUUGGGUUUUUCCUGGUGUUCUAUGUCUCUGCCGUUGAAAAAUAAAGAAGUACUACUUCGAAACGCCA
This is a messenger RNA of Ornithorhynchus anatinus (platypus), 5803 nucleotides long. It is a transcript of the gene TBC1D15, whose product is annotated as TBC1 domain family member 15. Bases 68 to 2146 code for a protein of 692 amino acids. The record is from RefSeq and is a predicted model, not a curated record. Gene Ontology annotation, biological process: activation of GTPase activity. NCBI's taxonomy places the organism in Eukaryota, Metazoa, Chordata, Mammalia, Monotremata, Ornithorhynchidae. Gene Ontology annotation, molecular function: GTPase activator activity. The transcript is spliced from 18 exons.